AUGGACAUCAACAUGACGCGCCCGGACAACGCCACGAUCCAGAUGCUGCGGAACCCGGCCAUCGCCGUGGUCCUUCCGGUCGUGUACUCCUUCGUGGCCCUGGUCAGCAUCCCCGGCAACUGCUUCUCGCUGUGGGUGCUGUGCCGCGACAUCGGGCCCAAGUCCCCGUCCGUCAUCUUCAUGAUGAACCUGAGCGUCACGGACCUGGCGCUGGCGAGCGCGCUGCCGUUCCAGAUCUACUACCACUGCAACGGGAACCACUGGGUCUUCGGGGCGCGCGUGUGCACCGCCGUCACGCUCGUCUUCUACGCCAACAUGUACUCGUCCAUCCUCACCAUGACGUGCAUCAGCGUGGACCGCUUCCUGGGCGUGGUCUACCCGCUGGCGUCCGCGCCCUGGCGCCGGCGCCGUUACGCGGCGGCCACGUGCGCCGGGAUGUGGUGCCUGCUGCUCGGCGCGCUGUCGCCGCUGGCGCGCACCGACCUCACCUACGCCGUCGAGGAGCUGGGCAUCGUGACGUGCUUCGACGUGCUCCAGUCCACGAUGCUCCCCAGCGUGGCCAUGUGGGCCCUCUUCCUCUUUGCGCUCUUCGUCGUCCUGUUUCUGGUGCCCUUUUUGGUGACGGUGGCGUGCUACACGGCCACCAUCCUGCGGCUGCUGCGCGCGCCCGGCGCGCACGGGCUGGGCCAGCGCCGGCGCGCCGUGAGCCUCGCCGCGGUCGUGCUGGUCGCCUUCGUGACCUGCUUUGCGCCCAACAACUUCGUCCUCCUGGCGCACAUGGUGAGUCGCCUUUUCCUGGGCAAGAGCUACUACCACGUGUACAAGCUCACGCUCUGCCUGAGCUGCCUCAACAACUGCCUGGACCCCUUCGUGUACUAUUUCGCCUCCCGCGAGUUCCAGCUCCGGCUGCGGCGCUAUGUGGGGGGGUCCUCGCGCUCCUCCCCGCAGCCGCAGCAGCUGCCCUCGUCCCCCGGCGCCCAGGACGCGCGCCGCGGCCGCCAGGAGAGCGUGUUCUCGGGGCGCACGCUGUCCGCGCCGUCCGUGUCCAGCUGCCACGCGGACGGACUGGAGGCGGCCGCGCGGCCGUUCCUGCAGAGACAGGAGAGCGUGUUCUGAG
Molecule: messenger RNA, 1117 nt
Organism: Eptesicus fuscus (big brown bat)
Lineage: Eukaryota; Metazoa; Chordata; Mammalia; Chiroptera; Vespertilionidae
Gene: P2RY8
Product: P2Y receptor family member 8
Exons: 1
Coding region: 1-1116 (371 amino acids)
Biological process (GO): positive regulation of Rho protein signal transduction; phospholipase C-activating G protein-coupled receptor signaling pathway
Cellular component (GO): membrane
Molecular function (GO): G protein-coupled purinergic nucleotide receptor activity
Source: RefSeq, a predicted model, not a curated record